This is a messenger RNA of Scleropages formosus (Asian bonytongue), 5547 nucleotides long. RefSeq names its product spermatogenesis-associated serine-rich protein 2-like. Gene Ontology annotation, molecular function: protein binding. Gene Ontology annotation, cellular component: cytoplasm. The transcript is spliced from 13 exons. The record is from RefSeq and is a predicted model, not a curated record. The coding region runs from base 958 to 2469 and encodes 503 amino acids. NCBI's taxonomy places the organism in Eukaryota, Metazoa, Chordata, Actinopteri, Osteoglossiformes, Osteoglossidae.
UUAAUGCCAAAUAAUGAGUUUAAUUGACGGCAAGCGAAACUGCCGUCCGAGCUUAUUAUUGGCUUAUGUUGUUAGAAAUACCUAGAAAAAAGUAAGUCGCCGGGAAGUGAACUUCUUACUGCACACUCAGUGAAAUAAUAGAACACGAACACCCGUCCAUUGUUCCUUUGAUUUAUUUUAACGGGAAUAAAAUCACUUUCGUGCACAAAAAAAAAAAUCUUCAGCUAAAGUCAAUAGUUAAACUGACAGAGGAAAACACUCGUCAUGCGAAAGUCUGAACUGACGGUACACGCUAAUCGGCUCGGAAGAAGCCGUGCGCGUUCUCGACCGGCGUCCGCGCAUGCGGUCGUGCACAGCCGAGCUGUUCGCGAGGAGGUUACCGUUUGUACUUCGUUUUGGGGCGGGGGCGAAGGGUGUGUGUGUAUGUGUUUGAGAGAGAGUGAGGGGCGGAUCCGCACGCAGGAGAAAAGGGCGAUGGAAGCGCAGACCGCGAGACAUACGGUCGUGCUCCUGCAGUCCGCGCGCACAGUCUUAGUUUCCUUGGAGGGAAAAGGGAAGUCAAGGUGUCCAGGUUUGUGACUCUGGAUGAGCCUGUUUGUCUCUUGAGAAGACCGUGACCUGAUUUGUGUUCCUGCACGAAGACCCACCCCUUCAACACACAGCCUCAAGCUCCAAGCAUCUGUAAUGCGACUCUUUCCUGGCACCUCUUGAGAGGGACGCAAAGGCACAAGAACGGUCGCUCUUUCAAUUCGUUGUCUUAGAAGACGCAAUAAAAGUGGUGCGCAAGCCUUGUUAAUACUUGUGGAGCGAGACGCUCUUGAGGACAAUACUGGACGCCGUUUUCGGGAGAUCGGGCAGCUGCGCGUGAACACGGACGCCUUGGAGUUCUGGAGGAACAGCUGGCGACGCUCAUCUGGAAGCAACAGUCUCUCUCUCGCUGUGAGCCGGAGCUGCAGCAUGGCCAGAAGAAGCUGUCCAAAGGAUCCAACAGGUGUGGUGUUCGAUAUGCACUCCAAAAUGGUGAUGUCACAGGGAGGCACCUUUGAGGGGAUGAAAGAGAAGAUAAAUGCUGUCCGAGCCAUAGUGCCCAACAGAAGCAACAAUGAGAUCAUUCUGGUGCUGCAGCACUUUGAAAACAGCGUGGAUAAUGCUGUGCAGGCCUUUGUUGAAGGAAGUGCCACAGAAAUCCUGAAAGAGUGGAAUGUAACUGGAAAGAAAAAGCCCAAGAAGAAAAAGAAAUCAAAGUCUCAGCAAAACAACCAGACAGACCCAGUUCAGGCCCAGUCCACAUCUCUGCCUGACGGAAAGGAUGCAGUGAACGGUCUCCAUGGUAACGGGACUGCUCCUGAUGGAGACUCGGCGGACUCCCUGAGCGAGCAGCUAGAUUCCGCCUCCCAAGACGCAUCCGAGCAGGACUCGGAAGCUGCGCUGCCUGAGGUUCCUGAAGCUGCUCCAGGCACCAAGAUGGACUUAAAACCCAACAACCCAAGUCCACCCUCUUCACGCUGGCAGGCAGGACGAAGUCGGAAGGGUCCAGCAAGGGCCCCGAAGGGCAGCAAGGGCCGGGUUCCACUAGACUGCACUUCCCAGCAGGAGCCGGCAUUAUCCCUGUCUGUCCCUGGCGAAGCUCACCCUGUUGGUGCUGGCAACAAGAAAAUUGCCCCUAAUAUUGACAAGUCUGUGAAAGACUUGUAUCGCUGUACUGCUUCGCUCACACGCUACCGGGUGGUGGUGAAGGAAGAGAUGGACUCCUCCAUUAAGAAGAUCAAGCAUACAUUUGCUGAGCUCCAGAGCUGCCUUAUAGACAGAGAAGUGGCCCUACUGGCAGAAAUGGACAAAGUCAAAGCAGAAGCCAUGGCAAUAUUGGACACCCGUCAGAAAAAAGCAGAAAGCCUUCGCAGGCUCUCGGACCAGUCGCCUGCCAUGACUGAAGACAAACUGAGCGAACUCCGUGCUGACAUCAAGCAUUUUGUGAGUGAACGCAAGUAUGACGAAGAGCUGGGGAAGGCUGUCAAGUUCACCCAUGAUCUAGAGCCUCUCAGGAAGAGCAUCAUGAGCUUUGGGCAUGUGUACCACCCUCAGACCAGCUACUCCAACCGCUCUCGUUACAGCUCCUCUUCCUCCGUCGCUCACUCAGCCAUGGUACGUCGGCAGCCCCUGGAUUCAGGCUGUGGCCUGAGGGAUGAGGUGUCCACCAAAAGCCAACCACAGAGGCCGGGCCAGCAGCUCGGAGGCCACAGACACCACAGUGGGCCACAAGUUGACCACAACCUCAGUUGCACCGGUCACCGGUACCAGAACCAGAACAAUCGUGGACCAGCUCCUGGCCCUGACAGUGCCUCUCACGCCUCCUCACUGCCCUCCACCUCCGGAAAUGGUCUAUCACGGUCCACUGCCCUCUCAUCACGUUGUUCCAAUCCCACUUUGAAUGGGCUGCCCCAAAGACCCCCACGGGUGCACCGCCCUUGACAGCACCACCCUCUGUUUCUUAUUCUGUUGAACACCACUGAGGAAUGGAACAUUUCCCUGCCUUCCACUUCACUCCCAACUGUAGCACCACCUUAAGGGUCAACUUGUAGUUGAAGUGAGGGACUUCUCCCCAUUGUGUUCUUGUCUUCAGCCUUUAUCCUUUGCAGUGUGCAGUGACAUUUCUUUUCUCACUGUCCUGUAAUGGAUUCUGCAGUAUUGUUGGUCUCACCAGACAAAUGCCUUUGUUUCCAGACUUCAGCUUGAUUUGUUCAAAGCUGUUGAGCCACGUCCUUUAGGCUCAUCACUGUAAUGUGUGGCAACCAAAGGUGCAGAUAUGUAUAGUGCUGUGCUACCAUCCAGCCAAAGAAAUACUCCAAUGUCACGUUUCAUAAAAAGCAAAUUCUGAGGUUUUUUACAUUUUUCUAGGUCCUUCCAUCAGGUCUGUGAAACCCAAUCACUGUAUGUGGCUGUACCAUGGAACAAAGGAUAGUAAAAUCUUUAGCAGAAGACUACACAUCACAUAAAACAUUGUGCUUAAAUUUCAAGUAUUUAUAUUCCACUAAAAAUUGUGGUCAUAUACUUCUUCAGACAUUGCAGUUUAUUUAAAAUAGUGUGGUAUUAUAUGGGUUUAGCAGGCAGGGGCAUGCCAGGGUUGGGGAUUGACCAGGUGGGGAAUGGGGGUGUUUGUGCAACUGUUUGUUUCAUUCCUAAAAACACCUGAUGACUUGAACACAGCUGUUAGUGGCACAACAGCUGGAUGAAGUCAGUUUCAACUACAGUACAAAAAUGACAAUACUGAAACCGUGAAAGAUCAGACAUUGAUCCUAAACUCAGGACUUCAUUGGACCACGUAUAGUUUCAGAACCUGCAAACCAAAAUCUCCCCUUUUGCCCCCCUCCCUGAUGCUCCUCAGUCCCUGUCUUUUAAUAAGGGCGUUUCAGGUGUGACUGAAACUGCAUGAGUGGCCCAGCCCUGGCAUGCCACUAUGAGUGUUACUGUGAACGUCAUACUAUUGUAGUAUGAUUUUUUGGAAGUAGAUCUUUCUUGAGUUUCUAUUAUGGUUCAGAUCUGCUUGGUAUGUAAUCCUCUCACCCAGGCUUUAUAUUUUAGUAUGGAAAUGGGACAUUUUCUUAGAUCAUGUGUUCGUUUGCACUCCAUUUCUAGUAGUUACAGUUUAUAGAACAUUGAGGAUCCUCUGUGGGCACUGUGUGCACAUGUCAGAUAGUGCUUUUUCUGGACAAAGCACUGUCUGUAUGGACAUGUACUGUGCAUAUUUAGUCUUUCUGCUCUUAAUCACAGCUGGUUUUUUUUUUUUUUUUUUGCAAUGAGUUAUAAGAGGAUUGCAGGUGUGUGAGUACUGGAACACUGGCAGCCUAUUUAGUGUUCUGCUUCACUGGUGUAUAACAAUAAGAAAAGUGUUCCACUGGGAACAGUUUAGCUUCACAGAGGUUCAUAUUGUAUUUAACCACACCCAGAUGAAAUGGAAAUUAGAUCUGUAUGCAUGCAAAGGAGUCCAUUUGUCUGGUGCUUUUCUGCUCAUUUGUAUGGUAUCAUCUAAUAAGUCAGGGCAAAUGUACUUUGUAGGCAGUUGUUGAAGGAUAAUGAUUUUGAACUUAGUUACGCAUGUCCCUGUAAUGGAAUCUUCUGACUCUAGAUCUUGAGGUAUUUUGUUAUGGUUGGGAAUAUUAACCACAAGAUGUAGUGUCACAUGUGGGGACUGAAAGAUUGCACUAAAGUUGUGCAUAGUGCCACAUUUGCCUGAAAGAUGGGCAUCAUUAAUUCACAGAACAGAAGCAAGUCUUUAUUUUUAAUGGAAAGUGAAUUUGUCUGAGGUGGACUGAGCUGCAGCUUGUAGUGCACAUUGUACAUUUUGCAGCCCUUUUGUACCUGUUAAAUAUGGUUACAGCAAUCACUGAUGCUUCUGCCACCACAUUUGUAAAGCUGUAUCUUGGCAAACAGUGGAAAUCAGUAGCCUCUUGGUAUUCAGUCAGAGGUAGUCUUGUGAAAGAGAAUGAAGCAAUUACAUGCUGAUUUUGCGGCCUACAAAUGUUCAGCAAGACCAGAUGUCUACACCCGGAACCCGUGGCAUUGAGUGUCACUGCCAUGAGGUGGGAGGGCUGAAGAAGUCAUGAAACAUCCAUAUCCUCCCCCUUGUAGACUUCAUCUCCUGCGACUCCUGAGGCAAACUGCCCACGUAGCCUUACCAGUAUCUGUCACUGAGCACAGCCUCUGACCCUGUGAUCCUCCUCAUCUGCUGGACCCAGGUACACAGGUCACCUGCUGCACUAAACAUUUGGGCUCUGUUAUAUUUAUAUGUAAAUCUGUAACUUUUGGUCACUUUAAAAGGUGCUUGUUGUUGCAGCAUUAAACUGAAUGGGAGUUCCUCUUUCAAAACUGAACCAUUUUGAAUUUGGUCAGUUGUCCAAUAUUAUCUAAAGAUGGGAAUCUCCAAAGAGAACAAUGCUUAGAAUGAGUUGCUAUCAUUAUUAGAGAUGGUAAUCAUUUUCAUGCUCCAGACUGUAAACCAUGCUGAUAUUGUUUUGAUCUUGAGCUUUUUUUAAAAAAAUUAGACAUUUAGUUAUCUUAAACUGAAGAUGUCAAACAGAAUAUGCUUUCUCUCAAUGCCUUUAUCUGUGACACAAUUUGAAAAUGUACAUAACUUGGCCCACAAAUGGGUCAAGUGUGGUUUUUUUUUUCCUCCUCUUGUAUCACUGCAUUUUUCACCUUUUGUAGCAGAGUAGCCUAGUUUCGCAAUACUCCUUGUUAGAUACCUAAAAGUACUUUAAUUCCAUUGUAAACUGCAAGUGCCUUUGUCAUUUUGCGGACCUCUCCCUGUUCACCAGAUAUGGACCAAAGACAACCCCCUCCAUCCCACACUUUACUCUUAGCAGUGCUUCAGAAUCCUUCUGCCAAGCACAUGGCUGCAUUUCAUUUACUGUAAAUAAAACUGUUAGCAAAUACAGCAGAGUGCCAAGUCUUUGUUGGUUGCCAGAGAACACCCACAAUCCUAUGUGUACUGUGUAGCAAGCCUUGUGCUUGUAAAAGUAUUAUGAAUAUAUUACCAUGAUUCUUGAAGGA